Cyclopterus lumpus (lumpfish) is the source of this 1207-nucleotide messenger RNA. RefSeq names its product peptidase, mitochondrial processing subunit alpha (gene pmpca). Lineage: Eukaryota; Metazoa; Chordata; Actinopteri; Perciformes; Cyclopteridae. The transcript has 10 exons. Gene Ontology annotation, cellular component: mitochondrion. The annotation marks the transcript as partial. Gene Ontology annotation, molecular function: metal ion binding; metalloendopeptidase activity. The record is from RefSeq and is a predicted model, not a curated record.
AUCAUCCGGGUGACCGGCCGGUCACAGAGGAUCCAAGAUGGCGACUCACAUGUCGAGGUGUAAAACCUGGAGUCGCGUUCAAAGGUUUGGGAUCGCAGCCUACAGAAAAUACAGCAGUGGUAGCCGAUACCCAAAUAUCUCCCUGUCUGAACCGCUGCCUGGGAUCCCCAAACCACUAUUCGCAUCUGGAGAUGGUCUGGAAAAAUACGAGACCAGGAUCACGACUCUAGAAAACGGCCUCAAAGUCGCUUCCCAAAACAAGUUUGGUCAAUUCUGCACAGUUGGAAUUUUAGUAAAUUCUGGAUCCAGACAUGAAGCAAAGUAUCCGAGUGGAGUAGCACACUUCAUAGAGAAACUCGCCUUUUCUUCCACAGCUCAGUACGGGAGCAAAGAUGAAAUUCUCCUCACGUUGGAAAAACACGGAGGGAUAUGUGACUGCCAGACGUCGAGGGACACCACCAUGUAUGCAGUGUCUGCGGAGGUGAAGGGUCUGGACACGGUGGUCAGCCUUCUCUCUGAUGCUGUUCUCCAGCCUCGCCUGCUGGAUGACGAGAUCGAGAUGACCAGAAUGGCCGUACGCUUUGAGUUGGAAGAUCUAAACAUGAGGCCAGACCCUGAACCUUUACUCACUGAGAUGAUCCAUGCUGCCGCAUAUCGAGGCAACACCGUCGGACUGCCUCGCUUUUGUCCUGUGGACAACGUGGACAAGAUUGACAAGAACGUGCUUCACAACUACCUGCGUAACUACUACCGUCCCGAGCGGAUGGUGCUGGCGGGCGUGGGCAUCGAGCACGAGCAGCUGGUGGAAUGUGCCAGGAAAUACCUGCUGGGCGCCAAGCCGGUGUGGGGGACAACGGCCGUGGCCAACGUGGACCUCUCUGUUGCGCAGUACACUGGUGGCAUCGUCAAGAUGGAGAAGGAUAUGUCAGAUGUGAGCCUUGGCCCCACCCCGAUCCCAGAGCUCACCCACAUCAUGAUCGGCCUGGAGAGCUGCUCCUUCCUGGAGGACGACUUCAUCCCACUCGCGGUGCUCAACAUGAUGAUGGGUGGAGGUGGCUCCUUUUCGGCAGGAGGACCCGGGAAAGGCAUGUUCACCCGCCUCUACCUGAACGUGCUCAACAGGCAUCAUUGGAUGUACAAUGCCACCGCCUACCAUCAUAGCUAUGAGGACAGUGGUCUGCUGUGUAUCCAUGCCAGUGCGGACCCC